AUGAUCACUGUCACCAAGGACGGGGAGUUGAUGACCAACUAUGUUACAAUCAACCCAGUCCCGGCAGAUGAGGUCUUCGGGGCCUUUACCGAUCAUGAGAAACAGCCUGCAGUUAUGAGUCUCAGCGAAGACAGCAUCCUAUACCUCGUCAUCAGCGACGGGGGCAAGGUCACCCGUAUUGACUUUGGCAGAAGCUCGGGUAUUGUCAAAGGGGAGAGAAAGGUUCUCGCAUUCGCGGUGCAGCAAUCCCUGGAUGGCACGUUGGAUAUCUGUAUGGCCGUCGAUAAACCCACCUCCGGAUGUCGCUUCUACCUGUUGCAUGCAAUUCGGCCAGAGGACCUUCUGCAACCGAUACCUCCCAGUAAAAUUAUUGAUGCGGUGAACUUCCCUAUUGUGGCUCAUAUCUAUAUGGGGAACAAGUCCACAGCCAUGUCUCAGUCCCUUCCCCUGGUGAUGGUUGCUUUCGUGCGACCAGAUCGAAUCACCAAGACGGAAGAACUCAACUUUGUCGAGUUCAAAGGCAAGGAAGCCAAGCUCAAUGGAAACUGGACGGUACCCGCAGACCCCGAACGUAUUCUUGCAGUUGAGUUAGGAACAGUCUCCACUGGAGAUGGAGCUUUCAUCCUUUACGAAGGCCAGAGUGGCAAAAAACACCUGCUCUUUCAGAAUUUCACCGGCUCAGUCCCAUUCGCUGUCCAACCUGUAUGUCCGGAGGGAGCCGUCGGCCUCACGACAUUCCUCGAUACCCAGACACAAGAAACUACUUUGAUAGUAGCGGGAGAUAAAAUCGCCUAUUUCCUCCCUAGGGACUAUUUGUCACCCAAGGGCACUGGAACAGUAAUUGAUAAUCUAGAGCAUGUGCCAGGAAUGAAAGACAUCCACUGUUCCCAGUCACAAGAGGAUCUUCGUCUGUGGUACACAACGGUGGACGAUGCCCUCUACUACUACACCACCACUACUUCGGACCUCUCAGAGGGCGUGAACAUUCCGCUUCUUCCUGAGGGGCAAGGAGGCCGUGCGUCUGGCCUUCUUUGUGCCCAAGCAAGAGACGACGACAGCGAUCUUCUGGUCAGCAGUCUUCUUUCAGUAGACCAGGAUGCAAACAUCUAUCUGCUUCAGCAGGACUCGGCCUCCAAAGCCUGGCAGCGGUAUCCUUUCUGGUUUUCCUCUGAGAAAAACGUCAAGGAAGUGGAAGGCUAUAUGCUCCGAUUCCAGGUGGUUCAAAACAACGACCCCGAGGACCCUAAUAACGAUGACGAGGGAGAGAUGAUUGUGGGUUCCUGGCUGUAUGUCACCUGCUCUGGUCUUGUGCGAUGUUUUAUCAAUGGAAAACCCGCAACCAUGUCCCCGGCUGGAGACUGGUAUCAGACCGAUGUCAAGGGGGUGCUGAACGUCUUGCUGCAAACGGAGGAUGCUACAUGUCACCAGUUCGCUGUUCAGCGCUAUCGUCCAGUGGAGAUACCCGGGGGAAAGCGUCAGCGCAACAGCGAGAGAUUAAUCGAGGAUCCCGUGUUAGAUCCUUCUGAAAAGGUUGUCGGCCGGCUCAAAAACAUCCAAACUGAGGAUGACUUGCGAGCGCUUCGGAGACAGGAUGGCACUCCACUCAUUGGCCCAGGUGUGCCAGAUGGAGAUGUCAUCCGGGCUGCUCAGGCAUUCCAACAGCUGUCAGAGAGGGCGGAUGAAAUUCACCUUGAUCAAAAACAAAAGCUCGCAGCAUAUAAGUUGGCAGUCCGGGAGCUGAAGGGCCAGGCUUCAGGGGCCUGGAACUGGGUCGAAGACAAGGUGAAGGAUGCAAUUGACUGGGGUGUCAAGCUUGUCGGGGAUGUCUGGAAGUUCAUCGUUAAGAUUGGAGAGGAAAUAUUCGAAAUUGCCCUGACAACCAUUACUUCCAUCGUCAAGGGUAUUGUCUGGGUGUUUAAGAAGGUCGGGGCCUUCAUCAAGGAUGUAAUUGAGUUUCUGGGAUUCCUCUUUGGUUGGGGUGAUAUCCUUGAUACUACUGAUAGUAUCGUGGCCGGGCUCAACGCUGCACUGGACCACGGUAAAUCUGUGCUAGAAUCGCAACACGACACUGUUCACGGCUGGCUAGAGGAUCUGCGUGAGACUCUCAAGGAGCAGCUACCUAUACUCCACGAUACCGACUAUACGGCGGUCUUGAAGAACCAGGAGCUGGCCAAACUGCUAUCGGGGAGCAGUAAGCUGUCUGACGAUGAUGAGACAAAGCAAAGUGUGGUAUACAACUGGUCGGCCUACAAUUUCACCUACGGGGGUGGCACAACCAGCGCAGUCCUGCAUGAUGACUCGAUGUCCCGGACGGGCACAGAGGAUGAAUUGCUGCGCCUAUGGGAUACAGUUGUUGAUCAGCUCGAAGCCAUCACAAAGACGGUUGUCAAAGUGGCCAAGGAGUUUGUGGAUUUCUUCAAGCCUGGGCACCUCAACGUCAAUACAUUGAUCAAUAAAGUCGGGACCAUCCUCAUCGAUGAGCUCGUGGAUGCUCUAGAACGGCUAGCCGACAUUAUCUUCUACGCCCUCUCCACCGGAAUCAGUAUCAUCAAGGAUAUAGGUAAUAAAAAGAUUGACAUUCCCAUAAUAUCGUGGGUCUGGGAGAAGAUCAUAUCCCGCGGGCGGCCGUUGACACUGCUCAACUUCUAUGCUGUGUUGAUUGCCAUUCCUACUACAAUCCUGUACAAGGCCACCACCAAGUCCGCGCCUCCUAAACUGAGCGGCCGAGUCACGAAGGACACCUUUGCUCAGCACGUCACUGGUAAAGGUAGCGCCACUCUGUCCAAAGACAUUACUAAUUUUGCACUCUCUGCCUCAUCUGGGCUUGAGUUGGUGUCGGAAGAGUUCAGCACCCUCGGGCUUCUGGCCGAUGGCACUUUUGAGGGACUGGGACUCGAGGGCAUCUCGGUGGGGUUCAUCGGUGAGUUUAUGAAUGUGUUCGACUCAGCCACGCUCGCCUUUGAGGCAGUCGGUGGAUUUGUAGAGUGGCCCGUCAUCCCGGAUGAGACCACAGCCGAGGAUACUCGUGCCUUUGACUUGGCUAAGUUCAACAAGUACUCAGGAUGGGCGUUGAAAGGUGCCGGAAUGGGAUCUUCCGUAAUCAUCAAGGUGGUUGCUAAAGCAAAGAAAGCUCCACGACCAGUCGUCAAACGCUGGAAGGCCACCGUGGGCGCUGCCAUGUCGGUUCCAAAACUGUGUCUCUCCCUGACCAACGGGAUCCAGGAUGCCAAAGAAGGUGAGAAGAGUGAUAUUCUCAUCGUCAACGGAUUCCUCAAAGGAGGGUUCACGUUCGGAAAGCAGUGGGGCGAGUCAGUUGCAGCGUGGAACAACCAGGUGGAGAAUGAGUUGAUGUAUGCGGGCUUAGUGGUCAAACAGAUUUGUGCGAUUGCUCUCUACGGUCUGAAAAUCGUGGACUUUGGGGUGGGAAUCAUUGAAUAG
Aspergillus oryzae RIB40 is the source of this 3438-nucleotide messenger RNA. RefSeq lists its product as uncharacterized. The coding region runs from base 1 to 3438 and encodes 1145 amino acids. The transcript is spliced from 6 exons. The record is from RefSeq and is a predicted model, not a curated record. Lineage: Eukaryota; Fungi; Ascomycota; Eurotiomycetes; Eurotiales; Aspergillaceae.